AAAGGUUUGAUCGGGAAUCACCGACACCAACAACGAGAGGUAGCAUCAAUAUUCACAGCUGAAUCUUGUAGAAGAUGCGCCCCACCCUGGGAACAUGGCUGGUGAUCACGGUCUUCUGUGCACUGAUAUACAUCUGCAAACUGGCGGAAGCAUACCCAGCAAAACCAGAAAACCCUGGAGAGGAUGCACCUAGCGAGGACCUGGCCAAAUACUACUCUGCAUUAAGGCACUAUAUUAACCUUAUCACACGACAGAGGUAUGGGAAAAGGUCUGGACCUGAUACUCUGAUUUCUGACCUGCUGUUGAGAGAGAGCAUAGGAAGUAUCCCACGGUCAAGAUAUAAGGAGCCAUCUAUGUGGUGACAUCAGAAGACAUGAUACUGUCUGCCACGUGCCUUCAUAUGGCCAUUUUUGUACCACUCCAACAAUACUGGCUCUCAAGUUCAGACUGCAUGCAACUAUUGCUCUGCUGUCCAUA
This is a messenger RNA of Conger conger (European conger), 477 nucleotides long. RefSeq names its product pro-neuropeptide Y-like. Gene Ontology annotation, cellular component: extracellular region. The coding region runs from base 75 to 362 and encodes 95 amino acids. NCBI's taxonomy places the organism in Eukaryota, Metazoa, Chordata, Actinopteri, Anguilliformes, Congridae. Gene Ontology annotation, biological process: neuropeptide signaling pathway; feeding behavior. The record is from RefSeq and is a predicted model, not a curated record. The transcript is spliced from 4 exons. Gene Ontology annotation, molecular function: neuropeptide hormone activity; neuropeptide Y receptor binding.